AUGAAUUUUAUAAGUUCAGACGCUUACGAUAGCGACGAGAUUGUCGUGAAAUGGAAUGGGCCCAAUCCAGUUGAUGUGAACCCAGAGAUUCGAAUGCCAGAUAUGCGAUUGCGUUACAUUCUUCCUACAUUACGGAACGAUACCUACGCAACAGGAAUCUGGUCUUGCGCAUUGGCUGAGUUCCAUGUUGAUCGCGAAAUUAUGCACCAUAUCAUACAAGUACGUUUUUUACAACACCUUGCUCACUUCUACCUUGCUUCUUUCAAAUGUGCAAACUUCAGAGUUUUGAAGUUGACAGAGUCCUUAUUGAAUCUUUAUGUCCACGUUCGAGGAUAGCU
Molecule: messenger RNA, 338 nt
Organism: Cylicostephanus goldi
Lineage: Eukaryota; Metazoa; Nematoda; Chromadorea; Rhabditida; Strongylidae
Source: the annotation of a GenBank genome assembly